GGUUGAAGCCCGCCAUCUUGGGGUGUGGUGCUCUCCGGCGAGAGGUCCAUAUUGCUCCUUCGCCUCCGGUGUCUCCCGGUGACCUGUAGGGGUGGAAGAUCGCUGGGAGGGCGCAGAAACGUCGGAAACUGGAAAUGGGGCUGGUGUCAUUUGAGGAUGUGUCUGUGGACUUCACAUGGGAGGAGUGGAAGUACCUCAGUGAUGGCCAGAAGAACCUCUACAGAGAAGUGAUGCUGGAGACCUACGAUAAUCUUCUGGCCUUGGGAUACUGCAGUACCAAACCUGCUGUGAUCUUCAAGUUGGAGCAAGGAUCUGGGCCAUGCAUGGUAGAAGACGCUCCAAGCCAGAGCUUCCCAGAUGUCCAGAAAGUAAAUGGUCUUAUUCAGACAAACCAGGAAAAUCAAGAGAAAUGUUUUUGGCAAGUUGUAGCCACAUCAGCUGAGGAGAAGGUUGAAUUGGAAAAACCAUUUAAUGUGAAUUCAAAUCAUGUUUCAGUUCUGAAUAUAAAGAAUGGAAACUAUUCAGGAGUGAAGCCUGAGGAACUUAACAUAUGGCAGAAUGUGCUUCUCCCUGGUGAUCCACAUGAGGUGCAGAUUGGAGAUGAGCCUGUUGAUCUUAAUGUAACUGGAAAAUCCUUCAGACAUCCUGAACACCUUGGUCUGCAUAAAAAAGUUCAAGAUAUGCAAAAGCAGUUUCAGUAUUUUGGACAUGAGAACGUCUACAGCAAGAAAGGGGUAUUGACACAUAAAAAGAUUCAUGUGGGAGAGACUUCCAGUAAGUUCAGGGAAUAUGAGAAAGACUUUGAUAGGUUAGCAUUUAUUUCCCAAGAGAUGACCCAAACAAGGGAGAAAUCAAUUGAAUAUGCCUGUCCUAAAGUGUUACUUAAAAAGGCUAAACUCAUUAACCAUGAGAAAAAACGAAAAGGACAGAAAUAUUCUGAACAUGGUUGUUUAGGAGAACCUUUCAUUAGCAAAUUAUAUGUUACAAAACAUCAGAGAACACAUGCAGGGGAAGAGCCCAAUAGAUGUAAUGAAUGUGAUAAAUUCUUCGGUGGAGAGACAGAACUAAAUAUGCAUCAGAGAAUCCACAGAGAAGCAAAACCCUAUGACAAUUAUGAACGUGGAAAAAACUUUAACCAGAAGCAAAACCUCAGCAGAUGUGGGAAAAUUCACACAGAUGAGAAGCCGCAUGAAUGUAACAUGUGUGAAAAAGCCUUUUACCGGAAGUCACAACUCAAUACACAUCAGAGAAUUCACACUGGUGAGAAACCCCAUGAAUGUAAAGAAUGUAGGAAAACCUUCUACCAUAAAUCAUCCCUCAUUAUACAUCAGAGAACUCACACAGGUGAGAGGCCUUAUGACUGUACAAAAUGUGGAAAAGCUUUCUACUGUAAGUCACACCUUAUGUUACAUCAGAGAACGCACACAGGUGAGAAACCAUUUAAAUGUGAAGAAUGUAGGAAAACUUUCAACUGUAAGCCACACCUUAUAGUACAUCAGAGAACUCACACAGGUGAGAAACCAUAUGAGUGUGAAGAAUGUAGGAAAACUUUCUACUCUAAGUCACACCUCAGGAAACAUCAGGGCAUUCACACAGGUGGGAAAUCAUAUGCAUGUGAAGAAUGCAGGAAAACUUUCUGUCGUAAGUCUGACCUCACUGAACAUAAGAGAACUCAUACAGGUGAGAAACCCUAUGAAUGUACCGUAUGUGGAAAAUCCUUUCACCGGAAAUCAAACCUUAGUACACACCAGAGAACACACAGAGAUGAUAAACCAUAUAAAUGUAAAGAGUGUGACAAAACAUUCAAUCGUAAAGCAGCCCUCACUGUACAUCAGGGAAUUCACACAGGAAACAAACCAUAUGCUUGUGAAGAAUGUAAGAAAACUUUCCUCCAUAAGUCAUCUCUCAUUGUGCAUCAUAGAAGUCACACAGGUGACAAACCUUAUGCAUGUGAAGAAUGUAGGAAGGCCUUCUACUGUAAGUCACAUCUCACUGUGCACCAGAGAACUCAUACAGGUGAGAAGCCCUAUGAGUGUCAAGAAUGUAAGAAAUCCUUUCACAAGAAGUCACACCUCAGCAGGCAUCAGUUAACACAUGAAACUGAGAAAGAAACUGAGAAACAAUUUGAAUGUAAACAGUGUGGGAAAUCUUUCUACCAUAAGGCAUCCCUCAUUAUACAUCAGAGAAUUCACACAGGUGAGAAACCAUAUGAGUGUGAAGAAUGUAGGAAAACUUUCUAUUCUAAGUCACACCUCAGGAGACAUCAGGGCAUUCACACAGGUGGGAAAUCAUAUGCAUGUGAAGAAUGCAGGAAAACUUUCUGUCGUAAGUCUGACCUCACUGAACAUAAGAGAACUCAUACAGGUGAGAAACCCUAUGAAUGUACCGUAUGUGGAAAAUCUUUUAACCGGAAAUCAAACCUUAGUACACACCAGAGAACACACAGAGGUGAUAAACCAUACGAAUGUAAAGAGUGUAACAAAACAUUCAAACAUAAGGCAGCCCUCACUGUACAUCAGGGAACUCACACAGGAAACAAACCCUAUGCAUGCAUGUGAAGAAUGUAAGGAAACUUUGCUCCAUGAGUCAUCUCUCAUUGUGCAUCAUAGAAGUCACACAGGUGACAAACCUUAUGCAUGUGAAGAGUGUAGGAAGGCUUUCUGCUGUAAGUCACAUCUCACUAUGCACCAGAGAACUCAUACAGGUGAGAAGCUCCAUGAGUGUCAAGAAUGUAAGAAAUCCUUUUACAAGAAGUCACACCUCAGCAGGCAUCAGUUAACACAUGAAACUGAGAAACAAUUUGAAUGUAUACUGUGGGAAAACUUUCUACCAUAAGGCAUCCCUCAUUAUACAUCA
Fukomys damarensis (Damara mole-rat) is the source of this 2856-nucleotide messenger RNA. RefSeq names its product zinc finger protein 260-like. Gene Ontology annotation, molecular function: DNA-binding transcription repressor activity, RNA polymerase II-specific. Gene Ontology annotation, biological process: negative regulation of transcription by RNA polymerase II. The transcript has 4 exons. The record is from RefSeq and is a predicted model, not a curated record. NCBI's taxonomy places the organism in Eukaryota, Metazoa, Chordata, Mammalia, Rodentia, Bathyergidae. The coding region runs from base 135 to 2558 and encodes 807 amino acids.